Closterium sp. Yama58-4 is the source of this 933-nucleotide messenger RNA. Lineage: Eukaryota; Viridiplantae; Streptophyta; Zygnematophyceae; Desmidiales; Closteriaceae. The record is from the annotation of a GenBank genome assembly.
AUGGAGGCUCUCGCUGCUUCCUCUGCAGUCGGCUCUUCGUUGCAGCGGCUGGUCGCAAGGCAGUCGUCCAGCGUGUCUCUGCGACCCAAUGCGACUGCGACCUCUUACAGGCGCUUAACCUGCACCUGCGCUGCUGCAGGCGACGGCGAUGCGGGUCAGUCGUCGGAGCCCAAGUGGAAGCAGAAGCUCGCAGCGGCUGAAGCUCAUGCGGAGCAAACCCGGCAGGCCACCGCCCGGGCGCAGGAGGAAUAUCGGCGCAAGCAGAUGGCGCAGCGGAAGAGUGAGGCAACGGGGGGACCAGCAGCAGGGGGAGCGGCAGCAGCAGCAGGCGCGCACCCGCGUUUGGCGGAUCUAGAGUGGGUGCCAUAUCUUACAGAGGAGGGGCUUAUAUCGGAUUGCACGCAAGCGGGAGCCAAGGCAUCGGUGUAUGGCAUCUACAAUGACGACAAAGUGCUACAGUACAUCGGCGUGUCUCGCCAGGUAUACCAGAGCAUGCGGCUGCACUUUGCGCGGGUGCCGGGCGCGUGUGCGUGGAUAAAGGUGACUCACAUCACUCGCCCCUCCAAGGCGGUACUAGAGGCAAUCAAGGACCAGUGGAUCGCAGAGAACGGGGUUGCUCCUCCAGGGAAUGACGAGGGGCCGGAGCAGAACCGGUGGGAGAACCCCCUCGACUGCAAGCCGCUCAUGACUGAGGCAGAGAGGAAAUCAGUGGAGUAUGCUGCUCCUGGGCCGCCCAAGGCAAAGGCCCUGAAGGAGGUGGCAAGACGAGUGGAGCGCGAGCUAGAGGCGGCAUUUAAAGCCAGGAAUUGCAAGGAGGUGCUGCGGUUUGACCCCAAGCUGAAGGAGGACGGGUUGUUGGACCUCAAAAGCACGGCUGCUCGUGCUCCUGAUACGGCUGUUCCAACUUCCACCCCCCAAUCCGCCAAGGCUUGA